AUGGCGGUUCCAGAAGACGCAUCGGUCGCGGAAACUGGGGAUCAGCCUGCUCCCACUGGCUGGGUCGAGCGCACAGCCUUCGACUACACUGCAAUGGCCGAAGCUGAAACAGCUUCUACUUGGGACGGCAAUGCUAGAGUUUACCAGUGGAAGGACGAAUAUGGAGACGUCGGCCCUGCUUUCGAAGAACUGGAGGUGGAACUGUUUGGUGAUCCUGAGUCUCGCCGUGAUCGCCAGACCGGUCUCGACUUCUCCAAGAUCGAGCAAAUUGAGGUCAUCCAGGAAGGACCACAGAGAAUUGAGUAUAUCAAGACUUUCGCCGACGCCGGAAUUCAUCCGGUCAUGCUAAAGAACAUUGAGCUCUGUGGAUACGAAGUUCCAACCCCAAUCCAGAAAUUCACUAUCCCAGCCAUCCUCCAGGGCUACGACGUGAUCGGCGUCGCUCAGACUGGCUCUGGAAAGACUGCUGCUUAUUUGAUCCCAAUUCUCAGCAAGCUCAUGGGUAAAGCAAAGAAGCUAGGAGCUCCCCGACCCAAUCCUGCCAGAUUCCAAGAGGGAAUUGAUAAUGUAAUUGCCGAGCCACUUGUGGUUGUGGUAGUCCCUACUCGGGAAUUGGCAGUGCAGAUCUUCAACGAGGCUCGAAAGCUAUGUUACCGAUCCAUGCUCCGGCCAUGCGUUGUGUACGGAGGAGUUCCUGUCCGCGAACAAAGCGGCCUUCUUUCCCGAGGCUGUGAUAUCUUGAUCGGAACUCCUGGUCGCCUUAAGGACUUCAUUGGACGUCCUGAGGUCUUGUCUCUUCGCCGCUUGAAGUACAUGAUCAUCGAUGAGGCUGAUGAGAUGCUCAAUGAUGACUGGGAGAGUGAACUUCAGGCCAUCCUCUCUGGCGCAGAACAAGACGUGGGCAAUGUCUACUAUGGUCUUUUCUCUGCCACCUUUCCUAAGGCUGCGCGAGACCUCGCAAAGAAGUACUUGUGUGAUUCUCAUGUGCGCUUCCGAGUUGGUCGAGCCGGCAGCACCACAGAGAAUAUAAAGCAGAUGAUCAUCGAAGUUAGCCGAGAAACGAAGAAUGAAACUCUUCUGACUCUCCUUGAAGAGAUGAAUGGUGUUCGCACCAUCAUCUUUGUCAAUAGCCGUCAAGCUGCCGAUACACUUGACGACUUUUUGUUCAAUAUGAAACUACCAGUCACUUCCAUCCAUAGUGACCGCACACAGGUUGAACGAGAAGCCGCUAUGCGAGCUUUCAGAUCCGGCCAAGCCCCCAUUCUCGUCGCGACUGGAGUGACAGCCCGCGGCAUUGAUGUCCGCAACGUUAUGCACGUCAUAAACUAUGACCUGCCAUCGAUGGAAUAUGGCGGUAUUGAAGAGUAUACUCAUCGAAUUGGUCGUACCGGUCGCAUUGGCCACCGAGGUGUUGCGACUUCCUUCUUCACUGAACGUGAUGAGCCCCUUGCAAGCGUCCUCACUAGGACUCUGCUAGAAACCAAUCAGGAUAUACCCGACUUCCUUCAGGCGUAUGUCCCAGAAAAUUGGGCCAGCGGAUCCAAGGUGAAGUUUGAAACCGAGUCUGAUUUCGAUCCCAACGAUGUUGCAGGUGCUGGCAGCUGCGAGGCUGAUGGUGCUGAGGCUGGAGGCUGGAAUGGAGAUGACAGCGGCCAUGGUGAUUCUGGCGGCGCUUGGGGCGGCUCCGGAGCAAACGAUGGAGCUGGUGAUGGCGAAGCUGUCAACUCUGGCGAUGGCUGGAACCAGGGAGCCUCUGAUGAUACUGCUUCUGGAGGCACUUGGGGAACCGAAGCUGCUCAGCCAGCUGCUACGGGUACGUGGUGA
Messenger RNA from Trichoderma asperellum CBS 433.97, 1824 nucleotides. The record is from RefSeq and is a predicted model, not a curated record. Lineage: Eukaryota; Fungi; Ascomycota; Sordariomycetes; Hypocreales; Hypocreaceae.